Molecule: messenger RNA, 1803 nt
Organism: Talaromyces proteolyticus
Lineage: Eukaryota; Fungi; Ascomycota; Eurotiomycetes; Eurotiales; Trichocomaceae
Product: putative flavin-containing amine oxidase
Exons: 4
Coding region: 1-1803 (600 amino acids)
Molecular function (GO): oxidoreductase activity
Source: RefSeq, a predicted model, not a curated record
AUGGAGUGUAAAGCUAAUAGAUUGGCCCAGCUUGCCCUCCAAUUCAACUAUCCGAUUCCUCGAAAACACCGUGCCAGUGCCAAUCCAGCCUGUGUCGGUCGAGAACUACCACUUUCCGCCCACGUGUACUAUCUAGCUCUCAUGGGCAAGAUUCCUCAUGUCGGUAUCAUAGGUGCCGGGGUGUCUGGGCUUAGGUGUGCCGAUAUCCUGGGCCAGAAUGGUGCCAAAGUCACGAUUCUGGAAGCGAGAGAUCGGAUUGGAGGCAGGAUAACGCAGGCUGAAGUUGGUGGGAACUUGGUUGAUAUAGGCGCAAACUGGAUACACGGGACAGAAGGGAAUCCUGUUGAUCAAAUAAGCAGAAUAUCAGACACGACAACCUGCGAAUGGGAUGGUCGAGAGACAGUUUUUGAUUCGUCUGGUAAGUUGCUCGACGAGGCCACCACUAUAAAAAUUGCAGAAUGGAUGUGGACGACAGUCGACAAGGGUUUCGACUACAGUACCAAAUCUAAAGAUAUUAUCCCACCCGAUAUGAGUCUUUUUGACUUUUGCUGCCAGCAGCUCGAAAAGACGAAUUUCACUCCAGAAGAAAAGUUAGCGUGUCAGGAGUUUGCGAAAUUCUGGGGGGCAUACGUUGGUGAGCCUGUUGAGCGACAAAGCAUGAAAUUUUUCUGCCUAGAAGAAUGCAUAGAAGGGACGAAUUUAUUUGUGGCUUCAACAUACAAGAACAUUCUAGCACACAUCUCAAAAUUAGCCCUAAAACAUGCAGACCUUCAUUUGAACUCACCUGUGAUCAAUAUCGAGGCAUCACAACGAGAUUUUAAUAUUGACCGUCAAAUAACCGUCACAACAGCCGGUGGGCAAAAAUAUCAUUUCGACGACGUGAUUGUCACGUGUCCAUUGGGAUGGCUCAAGAAGAACAAAUCAGUCUUCAAACCGUCUUUAUCUCCUCGCCUUUCUUCUGCUAUCGAUAAUAUUUCAUACGGCAGGCUUGAAAAGAUUUAUGUCACUUUCCCACGUGCCUUUUGGCAUAUUCCCACCGAACGCAAAUCUAUGGGUGGUAUUGGAAUAUCAGUUACAAAUGGGCCGGAUAUUGUCUUUGACAGCAACGCAGAAGACUAUCCUCCAGUACACACACAAUGGCUACAACCAAACUAUGUUAAGGCUCCUUCAACGGAAGGAAGCUGGAACAUGCAGUGUGUCUCGCUUGCCGCUCUUCCCCCGAACUGCGCCCACCCAACACUCCUAUUCUACAUCUACGGUCCCUGCGCUGCCUAUGUUGUGUCGAGCAUUAAAGAUUUAGAAGAGUCGUCCCUAGAGUAUGACGAGUUUCUCGACAAUUUCGUCCGUCCGUUCUACUCACUUUUGCCUGGCUACUGCGCUUCAUCGAAUGACUGCAAACCAACUGGCUUCCUCGCAUCGAAGUGGAUUUCCGACGACUACGCCGGCAAUGGAUCAUAUGCGAAUUUCCAGGUUGGUCUUCAGGCUGGUGAUAGAGACAUUGAAACCAUGCGCAUCGGCAUGGGUCCUGAUCGCGGGAUAUGGUUUGCUGGGGAGCAUACGGCUCCUUUUGUUGGGCUUGGCACCACAACAGGUGCCUAUUGGAGUGGGGAGCGCGCGGCAGGCCAAAUAUGCGAUCUUUACAGCUUGGGUCAGUUGGGACUUGGGAUAAGGAAAGAUGACUCGCUACCAAUGGGAUCAAAUUCGGGCAUUGGGUCUGGGAACACGAUGUUUCACAAGGGAAAUAAUGCUGUUAGCCCCAGAGCAUCGACCACGGUUUUGGCGACUGCGGUUCAGAGUCAGUAG